Molecule: messenger RNA, 2130 nt
Organism: Chilo suppressalis (striped riceborer)
Lineage: Eukaryota; Metazoa; Arthropoda; Insecta; Lepidoptera; Crambidae
Source: the annotation of a GenBank genome assembly
AUGACCCGACAAAAAGGUCUAAGGAUGCAGACCUAUUAUAAUUCAGGUAUACGAGGUCCGGCGUACCUUUGGUUUCAGUCUUACCUCAACAGUAGGAAACAAAUUGUGGAAAUCCUGCAUCAUGAUAAGGAUACAACUGAAAUCCAAACAAUACAGUCGGAUAUCAUGGAUUUAACGUGCUCUAUACCACAAGGGACCGUUUUAGGAUGUAUGCUAUUCUUAGCCUACAUAAACGACUUAUCAAAAUUUUUGAUUAGCGAAUCUGUACAACCUGUACUUUUUGCCGACGAUAUAUCAAUUUUAAUAAAAAGUAAUAGUGUUGGUAAUAUGAGUCAAAUAACAAACGAAACCCUGGAAUUAGUAACGCUUUGGUUACAAAAUCAUAAUUUAGAAAUUAAUAACGAAAAAACUAAAGUUAUGGAGUUUAGAUCAUACGGAAAGCCUCCUUUAAAUUUAAAAAUUAAUUAUCGAAACGCAGAUCUCGAAACUGUAGAAUCGUUUAAUUUGCUCGGUAUGACCAUUGACACGCACUUAAAUUGGAAGUCCCACGUAGAAUCCAUUAAAUGCGUGUUUACUCUAAGCACAUGUUCGAUACAUAGUGAUAAAGAAACAGCGACUGAGGGCCGUGCAGAAAGAGGUAUUCUUUUUAUAACUGCAACUGCAUUUUUGAGAUUACCAACAGUUUGGCAAAGUGCACUACAUGGGAAUACAACAGAUGAAGAAAACCAUACUAGUCUCUCGGAGUACCAUGAUUAUGAGCCACGAUUGGAAUUUGAUGAUUCUGAACUGACUCAAACAGCAGGCCUUGCGCCUCUGCCUCCGGAGCUGCUGGACAUAUCUGAAGAAUUCCUCGAGCAUUCGGCUAGCGAUGGGACAAUCGAGGAAAACUUUGAAGAAGAACUUGCACGCGCCCCAGAGGUGUAUGCUGAGAUAUGCGGAUCGUCGAUGGAUGACGAUAACUUUGCAGAAUUAAAUGGAACAGGCUUGAUAGAAGUAGUUGGCGACGACGAAAUUGGGCGGCGGAUCAUUGUUGUAUCCGCAUGCAGACUGCCACCAAGCAAAGAUAUGCACCCUGACAAACUAUUAAGAUAUUUCAUGUUCACUUUGGAUAAAUACGUGGAGCAAGACUACAGCGUUGUAUACUUCCACUGCGGACUCACUAGUAAGAACAAACCUCCACUUUCAUGGUUGUGGAAGGCAUACAAGGCGUUCGACAGAAAGUACAAGAAAAACUUGAAAGCUUUAUAUCUUGUACAUCCGACUAACUUCAUACGGAUUGUAUGGCAGAUGCUAAGACCGGCCAUUAGCGUGAAGUUCGGAAGGAAGAUGAUGUAUGUGAACUACCUGCAUGAGCUAAAACAAUAUUUAAAUUUGGAGAAGUUGUGCAUACCGCGGCCAGUGCUUGAAUACGAUAGUCUGCUUCUAUCUAAAAACCCCCGUGCGGCUGAAACUGCCAGAAUGACAAAGGAGCGUUUAGAGAAACCGUUAGACCAAAGCGACGCAAAAGCCGAGCCUGUGGAGAGUCUGUCCCCUCCGCCCACCCAGCAGUUUGGUGUCUCCCUACAAUUCAUCAAGGAAAAUAAUCCCAACAUGGUGGAGUGCAUACCGCCGGUCGUUAGGCAGUGCGUCGAGUUCUUAUCGCAGCCAGACGCUCUAGAGACCGAGGGUAUAUUCCGUCGAUCAGCGAACAUAUCGGUGAUAAAAGAAUUGCAAAGGGCAUGCAACAGGGGUGAGCCGAUAUCUUUCAAGAACGACCCCCACAAUGCGGCGGUGCUCCUUAAAACCUUCCUGCGGGACCUAGAGGAACCCCUCAUGACCUUCGAGCUGUACGAUGAGAUACUGAAGUUUCAAACUUGGUCUCACCGAGAUAAGCCCAGACAAGUCAAAAUUCUGAUAUUGGAAGGCAUACCUUCGGAUAAUUAUAGACUCCUGAAAUACAUCAUCAAGUUCCUAUGGAAGGUCCAGGACCGGAGUUGCCUAAACAAGAUGACUAGUAGCAACUUAGCCGUCGUGUUCGGACCAAACUUGGCUUGGCCGCCAAAAGGGCAAAUGUCACUGCAAGCCAUCGCACCAAUCAACGCGUUCACAGACUUCUUACUUGAGAACCAAGAGUCCAUAUUCAUCCUCUGA